UCCCCCGAUUCUAUUAAAUUACUUCUGAAAACCUGAAUAGCGUCCUUGUCAUUUCUAGCUAGCUACUACUAGCUAAUUUACGCACUGCGAGGGGAUUUACAAGCAACACAUGUUGUCACUUUCUUCCAAUGCCUCAUAGUCCUCAGGGUGUGAGAGUGUAAGGGGGUGCGGCUGCCACAAUUCCAGAAGAGGGAGGGAGAAAGGCAUUCUGCCUUUGAACCCCAGAGAGGCACAAUCUGCCCCAGAGACUGGUAUAAUCGUGAUGUCAGAGGAAGAUGGUAAACCCGUCCAGGCUCCGGAGGCCAAGGCAGAGCCAGUGGCCCCCAGUGGCCAGGGACCUACGUCCGUGUCCACAACUGUGUCGGGGCCCCCCACCCCCACCGAGGAUGAGGAGGAUGAGAGCGAAGACGAGUCUGAGAUCCUGGAGGAGAGCCCUUGCGGCCGCUGGCAGAAACGCAGAGAGGAGGUGAACCAGCGGAACGUCCCAGGGAUAGACGCUGCCUACCUGGCCAUGGACACAGAGGAGGGGGUGGAGGUGGUCUGGAACGAGGUUAUGUUCUCUGAGAGGAAAAACUUCAAACUGCAGGAGGAGAAGGUGAAGUCUGUGUUUGACAACCUGAUUCAGCUGGAGCACCUCAACAUUGUCAAGUUUCACAAGUACUGGGCUGACAUCAAUGACAUCAACCGUGCCAGGGUGAUUUUCAUCACAGAAUACAUGUCCUCGGGAAGUCUGAAACAGUUUCUGAAGAAGACUAAGAAGAACCACAAGACCAUGAAUGAAAAGGCCUGGAAGAGAUGGUGCACCCAGAUCCUCUCAGCGCUCAGUUACCUCCACUCCUGUGAGCCGCCCAUCAUCCACGGGAACCUGACCUGUGACACAAUCUUCAUCCAACACAACGGACUCAUCAAGAUAGGAUCAGUGGCUCCAGACACCAUCAACAACCAUGUGAAGACCUGCAGAGAGGAACAGAAAAACCUGCACUUCUUCGCUCCUGAAUAUGGAGCUGUUGCAGAUGUCACCACUGCAGUGGAUAUCUAUUCCUUUGGGAUGUGUGCCUUGGAGAUGGCAGUGUUGGAGAUCCAGGGGAAUGGAGAAUCUUCCUACGUCUCUCAGGAGGCCAUCAACAAUGCCAUACAGUCACUGGAAGACCCACUGCAGAGGGAGUUUAUUCAGAAGUGUCUGGAGGCUGACCCGUUUAAGAGGCCUACAGCCAGAGAGCUGCUUUUCCACCAGGCUCUGUUUGAGGUGCCCCUGUUAAAGCUGCUAGCUGCACACUGCAUCGUCAGCCACCAGCAUAUGAUCCCUGAGAAUGCCUUAGAGGAGAUCACUAAGAACAUGGACCCCAACCUCAUCAUCGCUGAGAUAAAGGAGGGCGUGCAGCUGAAGCUGUCUCAGUUUCCUGCCCUGGAGCUGGAUAAGUUCCUGGAGGAUGUCAGGAAUGGUAUCUACCCCCUGACAGCGUUCGGUCUGCCCUCUCGCCAGCAGCCCCAGCAGUCCCCUGUCAAAUCCCCCAUUGUCACCCCCUCCGUCAAAUCCCCUACCCCAGAACCUUCUGAACUAGAGACACGCAAGGUUGUUCAGAUGCAGUGUAAUAUUGAGCCAGUGGAGGAGGGUGCAAAACAUCAUCUGACACUACUGUUGAAGCUGGAGGACAAACUGAACAGACACUUAAGCUGUGACUUGUUACCCAAUGAGAACGUACAGGAACUGGCUGUUGAACUGGUCCAACUGGGCUUUAUCAGCGAGGUGGACCAAAGCAGGAUGGCCACUGUACUAGAAGAGGCCUUCACCAAGUUCUUCAGCAGGAACGAUUCCCUCAACCCUGUCACUGUGUCCACAUAACAGGAUCACCACAGACCCCCACUCCAGUACCUCUAUAUACGCCUCCACAGGCACCUUCGUAGGUGGUUUGAAAUCAGAUACAAAUCUAAUUCCUGGCCAUGCGACUUGUCUGAACGGUCAAAUCUGAUUUUAUUUGCCCUCAAGUGGUUUUUACUGUUAUUUGGCAUAUCUUGUUGCUUGAUAGCUUCUCCGUUGACAGUUUGAC
Molecule: messenger RNA, 2048 nt
Organism: Coregonus clupeaformis (lake whitefish)
Lineage: Eukaryota; Metazoa; Chordata; Actinopteri; Salmoniformes; Salmonidae
Product: nuclear receptor-binding protein-like
Exons: 18
Coding region: 263-1843 (526 amino acids)
Biological process (GO): protein phosphorylation; endoplasmic reticulum to Golgi vesicle-mediated transport; intracellular signal transduction
Cellular component (GO): cytoplasm; endomembrane system
Molecular function (GO): ATP binding; protein kinase activity
Source: RefSeq, a predicted model, not a curated record